Candidozyma haemuli is the source of this 1788-nucleotide messenger RNA. RefSeq lists its product as uncharacterized. Lineage: Eukaryota; Fungi; Ascomycota; Pichiomycetes; Serinales; Metschnikowiaceae. The record is from RefSeq and is a predicted model, not a curated record. The transcript has a single exon. The coding region runs from base 1 to 1788 and encodes 595 amino acids.
AUGUCUUCGGUAACAGUGGUGCCUGCCACAGGCGCAGCCAAUAAUCAUGGCUAUUCUCGUCAGGCUGUUCCCGUCAAAUUCCUGCCUCCUCAGGAUAAAAGCGACUUUUCUCCCUCGUUACCUUUUAAAGUCGACUACUUCAUCUACAACAACACCGAGUAUGUGCUCGUGAAACUGCUUGCUAAGCUCUGGAACUAUCCCAGCUCGUACCAGGUGAUCGCCAAGAUUAUCAGAAAGACAGGAGUACCUAAAUCUGAUUUUUUACACAAGUCAGAUGAAGACCUCAAUGGACUGCUUCUUAUAGAAGACCUUAUUUCGUCACAAGAGGCCAAUAGCCAUUUGUUUUAUAUCUCCCUUCGCUUCUUGUAUUCUGUCAUUGAGAACACGAGUACUUUGGUGGGUACUGAUGAAGUGGUGGAGAAUACAGCUGUCCGUCAAAGACCUGUGAUUCCUCCAACUGAUGACGAUACUAUCACUGUUUCUCAGGUGUUCCCACAGUAUGGCCAUGAGGAUAAUACUAUAUCCAAGGAUCACGGAACGUUUCUUACCCUUACUCCCCUCACGAAGUUGCAGGUCUACAAACAUGAAGGGAACUACAGAAGGGUCUAUGGAACAUCGCUCAGUGCCUACGAACGUGAACUUAUAGUCAGAGAGAACAACUAUGCAGCGUUCCAUCCCCACGCAGCUCACCAGAUCGAUGCUGCUGAACAAUUGGCUGCUUCCAAGAAACCUCUAGGUAGAAGCAGGCGUCACAUAAGCAGUGUUGACCCAAAUACGCUUGAUGUCUCUGAGAGUGUCCUUCCGGGUAAUGGUGCUAUUCCAGAGUUCCUGGUGGGUCCUCUUUGCAAAGUCCCAAAUUACUUCGUCGGUAAUGGUCUGAUGAAUUCCCAACAAACUGCCCAAAUUAAUGCUCCAAGGCGGCAUCUUGGUGAUUUACAGCUCAAGUUUUCAGAUCACAACAAAGGACCUAAGCAAUUGCAGCAGCUGUUCAUGAACAAUGAUCAGGAAGCUCUCAAUUCCAAAUACUACUACUAUAAGAUAUACAGAGGUCCCGGAUCUGGUAACUAUAAAGAUGCUGCGUUGGUGAACAGAAUUAAUAAGAUCCGCAUGUUCAACAAGGAGUCUGCGCCUUCUUCUAAUGCCAUCACUCAUCUCCCACCUCAAAAGGUGCUGAAGCCUUUGAAGAAAAGAUAUAAUCGCCCAGUCAAGGGACUUAUCCAUGAUUUCUAUUCGCCCGAUAAUAUUGACGUUGUUGUGAACCGCCAAAGGGAAUUCACAGAGGACUUCAAUAACUUAGAAAUGCUUCACAGCACGGUAUUGUUCAACGUCCUUGCAAACUCCUACAGAGAAGUUUCAACGCUGACGUGGAAGAACUUCUACGAUUUCCGCAUGAUUGACUUUGAGAAACUAUAUCUGAUUGAUAUGAACGAGAAGAGAAGAAAGCGGAAGGAGGAAUUGUUCAGUGAGUAUGAGGCGUCUCGUGCCGAAGCCGAAUCUAACGGCUUACCUCCACCACAACCAACAAGGGAACUCACCGAAUUGAUGAAGCCGGACUUGACCGAGAGAUUCACCUUACCAACCGACCACGCAGAGAUCAUGAAGAAGUUGCCUCUCGAGCUUCGUGGACUGGAAGACGAUCCAGUGUCCCAAAUCAGCAAACCCAUCAGGUAUGUUGCCACCUACCCAGACAAGCAAUUGCCCGAAGUGCUCAACCAGAUCGAAGUUGUCAAGCUUCCCAACGCCAACUCUUUGGCUUGGGAUAACAUCAAAAAGUAUCGUGAAGCCUAG